Messenger RNA from Cheilinus undulatus (humphead wrasse), 3596 nucleotides. RefSeq names its product ADAM metallopeptidase domain 28 (gene adam28). The transcript is spliced from 23 exons. NCBI's taxonomy places the organism in Eukaryota, Metazoa, Chordata, Actinopteri, Labriformes, Labridae. The coding region runs from base 165 to 2540 and encodes 791 amino acids. Gene Ontology annotation, molecular function: metalloendopeptidase activity. Gene Ontology annotation, biological process: proteolysis. Gene Ontology annotation, cellular component: plasma membrane. The record is from RefSeq and is a predicted model, not a curated record.
CUGCUAUAUCACAGGAUGAAUCAUGUGACUAAAAAAACCAUGCACGUGAUAUGUCAACAACCAAAAAAGAGGUGUGUUCAGACCUGUUGGGUCAAUAAGGAAGUAGCUGUGACGAAUCCAGGAGGGCAAUUGUAGGUGUGGCCUCGAAGUAUCAGCAACACAACAUGAAGGUAGACAGAAUAAAGCCUGAUCCGAACCUGCUCUGCUCUGUCAAAAUGACUGCCUACUUACGGAUGAUGGUGCAGACACUUCUUUUGUGGAUCCUCAUUCUAAAUGCAUCUCUGAGGCUUCCAGGAAGCCAUGGUCAUAUUUUUGAAGAGGGGAAAGACUUUGAGGUGGUUCGACCUAUUAAAAUUCACACUGUGAGAAAAAGACACAUAGAGGGUCUCAGGCCUGAAAGUGUCAAAUAUGCAAUCACAUUGGGAGGAAGAGACAUGGAAAUGCAGCUAGAAAGAAAUACUGAAUUAUUAGCCCAAGACUACACUGAGACACACUACGACAAGGAUGGGACUCGAGUCACCACAACUCCCAGUGACAUUGAUCACUGCUAUUAUCAUGGAAGGAUUUUGCAUGAAAAUGAAUCAUCUGCAAGCAUCAGCACUUGUGAUGGACUUAGGGGUUACUUUAGAACUUCUCAGCAGAUGUACCUGAUUGAGCCGCUCUCCGGUAGCGAUGAAGGAGAUCAUGCAGUGACGACAUUAAAUGACAAGAACUUCACACCCGCAGUUUGUGGAGUCACCAACACCAGCUGGAGUGACGACUUUGAGCCACCAACAAGCCGAAGCCGAUCCAGAUCAGGGGGUAAACCUAUAAUUCAGCAAAUGAAAUACAUUGAGCUUUAUCUUGUUGCUGAUAACCGUGAGUUUGUGAAGUUGAAGCGAAAUCAACAGGAGCUGAGAAAACGGAUAUUUGAAAUGGUCAACUUUGCUAAUUUGGCAUACAAGUCCCUGAGGACAUUCAUCGCUCUGGUAGGAUUGGAGAUCUGGUCCAGAAGUGACCUUAUCACUGUGACCCCACCAGCUGGAGCCAACUUGGGUGCUUUCAUGAAGUGGAGAAACGAUGAGCUGACCAAAAGAAAAAAGCAUGACAUGGCACAUCUGAUCAGUGGAAUUGACUUUGAGGGAGCAACGGUGGGGCUGGCUUACAUUGGAACAACUUGCUCGGGUCACUCUGUUGGAGUCGUACAGGAUCAUAAUGAUCGGGCGAUUGCAGUGGGAGCAACUCUGGCUCAUGAGAUGGGCCAUAACCUGGGCAUGGACCAUGAUGACUCCAGUGCCUGUACUUGUUCUGGGGAUAGCUGCAUCAUGGCUGCAGCACUCAGCUGGAACGUUCCCCGGACUUUCAGUAGCUGCAGCAACAACAACUAUGAGAAAUACCUGACGAGUCGCACCCCUAGCUGUCUGCUGGACAAACCGGACUACAAGAGUCUUGUUGCUUCUGCGGUCUGUGGAAAUGGUUUUCUGGAAGAAGGAGAACAGUGUGACUGUGGCACCAUUGAAGAGUGCACCAACCCAUGCUGCAACGCCACAACCUGCACCCUAACAGUUGGUUCUCAGUGUGCUGAAGGCGAGUGCUGUGAGAACUGCAAGAUCUUGCCUAGAUCCAAGGAGUGCCGCGAAAAGCAAGAUGAAUGUGACCUGGCUGAGUAUUGUGAUGGGAAGAAUGCAGUUUGUCCUGAAGAUGUUUUUGCUGUGAAUGGUCUUCCUUGUGAUGGAGGCAAUGGGUACUGCUACAAUGGCAUGUGCCCUCAAAGGUCAAACCAGUGCAUAAAAAUGUAUGGAUAUGGUGCCACUGAGGCCCGUGAAGGCUGCUAUAACUACAACAAAAGAGGAAUCUACUACGCCUUCUGCAGACGUCCCUCAGAGAACCAGUUCAUACCCUGCCAGCAAGAAGAUGUGUAUUGUGGGAAGCUCUUCUGUGAGAAUGGCCAGGAGAACCCAAACUAUGGCCGCAUGGUCAGGAUUGGUACAUGUAAAGCAGCCUUCUUUGGGAGCCCAAGCCAAGACUACGGCCAGGUGGACACGGGGACUAAAUGUGGUGAUGGAAAGGUGUGCUACCUGAAUGAGUGCAUGGAUCUUGAGACGGCCUACAGAAACAUUAACUGUUCAGCAAAAUGUCCCGGGAAUGCUGUGUGCAAUCACAGAAGUGAGUGUCAGUGUGAGCCUGGUUGGAUGCCUCCAUCUUGCACCUCGAAGGAUGAAGAUUCAAAUCCUCUCUCUAUUGGACCAAUCGUUGCCAUUGCUGUAACGGUCAUACUGGUGGUUUUAGGCAUCAUUCUUGGAGUGGUAGGCUUUGUUUGGAAAAAACGACAAAGUCCCAUUUUGCCAACCACACUCAAUAAGAGGACGCAGCCAGAUGUGCGCUCUACUAACAUCCGAAACACAAGAAUGGCUCCAAGUCAACCAGUGCCAGCUGGAAGGUCAAAGCCCAAAGGAGCCCCUCCUCCACCACCCCCAGCAGCAAACAGACCUAAACCCCAGGGGCAUCCUUACACAGCUGCACGCCAGGCUCUGAGGCCUGUACCACCACCAAAGGUCUGACACAGUGUCACCUACUGGUAACUACAGGAAAUUCAUUCUGUUCUGCAGGGAGGCUGCUGGCAAUCCAAAAAUAGUGAAUAGUUUUUCAAGAAGUUGUGCAGAGUGUGGGAGAGAAAAACAACUUCUAAUUUUUUUACUUCUGCUACACACUGCAGGGUUUUUUUUUAUUACAUAAUUCAUUUUUAAAGCACUUACCAGUUUUAGUACUGUAAUGUAAUGUUUGUAAGUUUAGGCUUCUAAAUUUAAAAACAACCACUGAAUGUCUUAAAUGUGUGGUUAUGCUUGUGCCAGCAUUUUAAAUGGUUUUAAAUGUAUGCAUUUAUUGAAAAUGCUACAAAAAGGGAAUUCAAACAAGGGUACUGCUGAAAAAUAGUCUUUUAGAUUUCAUCCACAAUAUCACACUUAUUCAUUUUCCUUUUUUCCAGUAUUAUCAGUGCACUUUAAGAUAAAAAAAAACAUUUGUUCUGCUAACAGGUUUUCUACUUUUGUGACAUUUUUAUAGUUGUACAUAUAUAUAUAUAUAUAUUGUUUUUUGUUUUUUUACAUUUUUUUUUCUAUAACGAUCUAUUUAAGUCUAGUCCUGUAAUAUCUUUACUAGCCCUUAUUAAUAUUUUUGUUCUUCUCUGUUAUCUGUUCUGCACCAAAAAACAAUUUAAUUCCUUGGAUGUGAAAAUGUACUUGGCAGGAAACCAUGAUUCUUCUAAUUCUAAAAGGAGUCUUUGUUGAAAGAAGACAAUGAAAUAACUGAAUUUCAAGAAUUCAUCAUGUUACUUUCUGCAGGUUGCAGGUAAAAUAAUUAGAAAUCAUCAUUUUUUUCUGUUUGAUUCUACACAUGUCAAAGCAGUUUGUAAACCCAUGUUUUUAAAAGUGCUGUACAAAUAAAGUUAUUAUUAUUAUUAUGUCGGGUAUUCAGACUUUACAAGUAACACACUGCUUUAGACUGAAUUUCAGCUUUAUAAUGUUGCUUUUUUAAUGUUUUUUUAAAUUGCUGUUAAUGCACGCUAGCCACACUUACACUUGGCUUAUGUAAAUGUGCAAUUUUCACAUUAAAAGAAA